Quercus lobata is the source of this 2187-nucleotide messenger RNA. Its product is annotated as inositol-tetrakisphosphate 1-kinase 3-like. The record is from RefSeq and is a predicted model, not a curated record. Gene Ontology annotation, biological process: inositol trisphosphate metabolic process. Gene Ontology annotation, molecular function: ATP binding; inositol-1,3,4-trisphosphate 6-kinase activity; inositol-1,3,4-trisphosphate 5-kinase activity. Bases 682 to 1752 code for a protein of 356 amino acids. NCBI's taxonomy places the organism in Eukaryota, Viridiplantae, Streptophyta, Magnoliopsida, Fagales, Fagaceae. Gene Ontology annotation, cellular component: cytoplasm. The transcript is spliced from 10 exons.
CUCAGUAAUAAAUUGUAAUAAAACCUCUCCAUCCAUCUCUGUCUCUCAACAAGAGCCGUAUUUCUCUUUUUAACGGAAACAUUUAAGAUCAAAUUUUUUUUGCCUACUCCCAACUAUUAUUUCUUUCCGAUGGAAACAUUUCAAUUAUUAUUUCUCUCCAACUAAGACAUUCAAGAUUAAAUCUUCCACCCACUUUCAUCUAUAUAUCGAAUAAUAAAUAGCAAAAAAAAAAUUUCCUUCACUCUUUCUCUCCUCUGUCCGCCGGUGACUCGAAAGAAUAGCUUCAUGGUGUGUACGUGAGAAGCCUUUAAACAUUUGCGAAUCCUUCGGUUCAUACAACUGAAUAUUCUCUACAAAAUCCAUAUUAUUAUCGCGCAUGCACAAAUAUUUUUUGUGCAAAAAGAGAAAGAGAGAGAGAGAGAAAAAAAAAAAAAUCCACAGAAUUGGAAAUCACCGCCUAAACAAAGAAGAUUCCCAAUAUUCCCACUUCCCACUCUAUUCAUUUCUUCUUCGAGCAUUCCGCUUCCCCCCUAAACUUUUUUAUAAAUUAAAACCCGCCCAAACACAAACACUACAUUUUCCACAGAAAGAAACUAAGGGGAUAGGGAAAUCAAAUUCCAUUUCCUUUCAGCGAAUAUUUAGGGUUUCGGAAAACAUUUUUCCAUUCCCUCUGGUUUAGGCAUGAAAAAAUUGAACGGCAAAAUCGUCGACGAAGAGGAGUUGGAGGAGGAGGAGGAGGAGGAGGAGGAGAAGAAGUAUUCGAACGGCGUCGGAGUCAGCGUCGGAUUUCCUCAACCUGAUCAGAAUCUCGUCGUCGGCUACGCCUUGACAGUGAAGAAGGAAACGAGUUUCUUGAAACCAGACUUUCGUGGACUCGCCAGGACUAAGGGGAUAAAAUUUGUAUGCAUCGAUGUAAACAGGCCUUUGUCAGAUCAAGGUCCUUUCGAUGUUGUUUUGCAUAAGUUGUUGGCAAAGGAAUGGUGCGAGAUUAUUGAGGAUUAUAGGCACAAACAUCCUGAAGUAACAGUCCUUGAUCCUCCUGAUGCAAUACAACAUCUACGCAAUCGAAAGUCCAUGCUUCAGGGUGUGGUAGAUCUAAACUUGUCUGAUUGCCAUGGUAAGGUUGGUGUUCCAAGGCAAAUAGUUGUUACAAAAGAUCCAUCUUCUAUUCCUUAUGAAGUUACUAAAGCUGGACUAAAGUUGCCACUGGUUGCAAAGCCUUUAUUAGUGGAUGGAACUGCCAAGUCACAUAAACUAUUUGUUGCUUAUGAUCAAUUAUCCCUUGCUGAACUUGAACCUCCCUUGGUUCUGCAGGAGUUUGUUAAUCAUGGUGGAAUUGUCUUUAAAGUUUAUAUCGUAGGGGAAUCUAUAACUGUUGUAAGGCGUUUCUCUCUACCAAAUCACGGUAAACGCGAUCUAUCAAAAGUUGCUGGUAUGUACCCUGUCCCAAGGAUUUCAUCCUAUUUAUCUUCUGCCGAAGAUGCAGAUCUGGACCCCAGUAUUGCUGAACAUCCUCCAAGACCUCUGCUGGAGAAGCUUGCAACGGAGCUCCGUCGCCGAUUGGGUCUCCGGCUCUUCAACAUAGAUAUGAUCCGAGAGCAUGGCACCAGAGAUGUCUUUUAUGUCAUUGAUAUAAACUACUUUCCUGGGUAUGGGAAAAUGCCAGAUUACGAGCGCGUUUUCACAGAGUUCCUUCUGAGUCUAGUGCAGAGCAAGUAUAAGGGGAGCACAUUUUUAAAGGGUUCCUUCUAAGUACAGAGCAAGGUUAAGAAGAGACUUGCCACGUAACUAUUUGAAGUAAAAAUUUCCACUGUAUAUGAUGUUUCUUGCGAGUAUAGGCUUCCUUGGACAUUGAGGAACGCACAAAUCUAGUUUUUACUUCUGUAGUUACUAAUUGGUAUGAAAGGUUCGCUAUGUCCACGUAAACUCCCAUUUGAGACAAAUCACGACUGGUUCCCUGGUUUCCUUCUCUGAUGGAAUUUUUGAUCUAGAAAAUUGAAUAAUUGGAAGACAAGUGAAGCUAUACUUUGCAAUUAACUCUCAUCUAUCUUUAAUUUUAUAGGAAAUUUCUGUAAUUCUUUUUGUCUUAGUUUUUUUCCCCCUUCAAAAACUAAAGUUUUUGGCUUCCCAUUGAAUUGGAAUAUUACUAUCUUUGGGUUAUUGGAUUUGAUUCUUGAUGAUUCAGAU